Molecule: messenger RNA, 1371 nt
Organism: Penicillium bovifimosum
Lineage: Eukaryota; Fungi; Ascomycota; Eurotiomycetes; Eurotiales; Aspergillaceae
Product: WKF domain-containing protein
Exons: 1
Coding region: 1-1371 (456 amino acids)
Source: RefSeq, a predicted model, not a curated record
AUGGCGCACCAAUCAGACGCGCAGUCCCCGGCCUCGAAAAAGUCCGGGUCGAAGCUCAAGAAGUCAAACGAUUCUGCAGGAGGUGCAGAUACACAGCAGGAGUCCAAUUCUACCGGAAAAGAUACCCAGUCCGACAAGAAAGACAAGAAGAAGCGCAAAAAGACUGCUUCCGAGGAUGCUGCACUCGAGACAGACGGCGAAAUGAAGAAAAAGAAGCGCCGCCACGCCGAAGAUGACAAGGAUGAAUCACGCAAGAAGAAGCGCGUCUCAUUUGGCCCGGGGACAAAGGAACACGACGCCGACUCCGACAGCGACUCAGACAAUGCCCUCGGCAACGACGCUAGCGCUGCCGACGGAGCGGAAGCCGACACCGAAGACAUCGUCGACAAGCAGCUCGAAGAGACGAAGAAGCUCAAGCGCGAGAAGAAGAAGAAGCAAAAGAAAGACGGCACCGCUUCGACCGGGACACCAGUCCACGAGACGCCUAUUCUCUCAUACCUGAGCCACUACCACCGAGCACGCGCGACCUGGAAGUUCCAAAAGAACAAGGAGACACACCUAUUCAAGCACCUGUAUUCUCUUGAGCAAGUCCCAUCCCAGUACAACACGUCGCUGCUGGCAUACAUGCAGGGACUGAAGGGUGAUGCGGCGAAGCAGCGCAUGAGCGAUGCCGCUCGGGACGUGAUCAAGGCCGAUAUGGAGCUCGACAAGCCGAAGGAUGAUGAAGAGAAUCAGGAACCCGCAGCGCCCGAGUACCAGGAAGCCGUUGAUGCAUUCCGCGAAUGCUUGCCUACCGCAGGCGAGGAUCUGGACAAGGUCGAUUUCGGCGAGAAGCUGGAGGGAGACGCUAAGAAGCGUUUGCCAAAGAGGCAGCGGGCAGAGCUGGUCUUUUUCGCUGUUGCCGGCAAGCUUUUCAGCGCUGAGGAUUUGAAGACGAAGAAACCUAAGGUCUCUGAGCCUGCUGUGCCGAAGAAGCGGAAGAACAGAACCAUGGUUGUGGAGAUCAGCAGCAGUGAGGACAGUGAUGAUGAUGCUCCAGUGAAGAAGACUGCUGGGAAAUCUGCGGAGACCAGUGACGAUGAGACUUCGUCGAGUGGUAGUAGCAGUGAUAGCGACAGUGACAGCAGCAGCGAUGACGCUGCUCCUCCGGCUAAGGUUAAAGCCACUGCUGCCAGCACACCUUCAGCACCUUCAUCGUCCGGGGCUGCUGCUACGAUGUCGAACAAGGAGAAGAAAGCUGCGCAGAAAAAGCAGAAGUUUGUUCCUGUGAAAGAAGCGAAGGCUAAGCCUGAUGUGCCGAAGAAGGUCCAGAAGCGAAAACUCCGAACUGCACAGAUCGAGAUCUCGAGCAGUGAAAGUGAUAGCGAGUAG